AUGAAAUUUGUACUCAAAGAUGAUGUCACAUACAAUUACAAGCUGAAGGUAGAGAAGACCGGGGAGCCAGUCAACUCCCACUGCGAGUGUCCUGCAGGGAAAGGAUCACAUUCAACCUGUAAGCACAUCGCUGCGGUGCUGUUGAUGUUUGAGCAUUUUAUCUCAACUGGCAGUGUUCAAGUUGGAAAGAGCUGUACGGAAAACUUGCAGUUGUUCCACAUGCCAAAACAAUCAUACAAAGGAUCACCCGUAACAGCUGCAGAACUAUCGUCAAAAGGAAAAUGGUCUCAGCAUAUGCUGGAAGAUCCAAGGCCACAUAAAUACAGAAAGAUGAGUGGCUACAAUGAUCGUGUGUGCAACAUGAUGACAAACUACUGCUCGAAGUCAUCUCAUAAUAUCGCCCUGAGAUAUCUUCACCCAAAGGCUGAUGUCCACACAGCUGCUGAGGACCAUCACUACCUUAAACAGCCAUUUACAGAGUACAUGGUUGACACGGCACUUAAGGUAACUGAGGAAUCUGCAAAAGAUAUUGAGGCAACGCAUGACCAGAGUUGGAGCCCAGUGUGGCACACAGAAAGAAAGUGGCGCCACAAACUCAAGGUUUGGUGAAGUGACCAAAAUCAUGAACCGAAGAAUUUGGAGAAGUUAUGCAAAUCAAUUGUGUCCUCAAAUAUAUUAUCAUGUAA
Molecule: messenger RNA, 686 nt
Organism: Haliotis rufescens (red abalone)
Lineage: Eukaryota; Metazoa; Mollusca; Gastropoda; Lepetellida; Haliotidae
Exons: 4
Coding region: 1-609 (202 amino acids)
Molecular function (GO): zinc ion binding
Source: RefSeq, a predicted model, not a curated record